AGCUGAUUACUGUACACACAACUACUUGAGCCCCCUGGUGGCUAACGCAUGUAACUACACGACUUUUUAGACACAUCAGUGGCGUUUCUAUAGGGAAGGGAUGGGUCAUACAUGCAGUACUUCAUCCGCUCUACAGGGGGCAACCACGAGCAGUAGUAAGCGUCACAAUGUAGGAGCCGUAGAAGAAGGCUCACAUUUAAACAAAUAUGGCGCUAUCCAAUAUUAAACGUAGACACCGGAAGUUGGACUUUUGACAGCAACUGGACAACAAACUAUACAUUUGUCGUAUUUGAACGCUAUUUCAACGGAUGUAUAGCAACUAUGACACCCCGAUAAUUGGUGGCUUGCUGCAGUACAAGUAAGAGUAGUGUUUUAAGGCUAAAAAAAAUACAAAUUGUAAAUAGCUAGCUAUAGCCAUGACACUCAGAGAACUGAACUGCUGAACUCUAAACCCGAUUUUAAGAAAACUGACCACGACUUCUUCCAAAUACACUCCAUAAGUACACUCCAUAAGUAUCUAAAUACAUAAUUAAUUAAUCAGGGAUCGGACUGCUGCAGUUGUAUUUCGUAGUGAAUAUACUGUUUAUGGAAAGUUCUCCCAAGAACCCGGAUGAAGUAGCCGAAUAAACCCAUCCGUGCUAGGCUACGCUACCUAAGCAACGUAUUAAUUUUUCCUUAUACUGGACUAUAAAAACGCCACUGUAUGCAAUGACCUCUUCCCCCCCACAGUGUCCAUUAAAUGCUGACAAAAGCCUGACAAAAACAAGAAAUACUGAUGCCACUGCAUGUACAUUUUCAUGCAGAAAGAGGGCCACACAUGCACGCUUUUAAGAUACACUUGGUAGUGUGUGACGCCUCCUUUUACCCAACAUGCUCCUCUGGUUCCGCACUUGGUGUCCGCUUUCUCAGAGUCUCCACACCCCUCACAUGAAGUUGAGUUUAUCUGAGGUGUAAACAUUAGAGAUGGUGGUGUCUGAGCUGAGGGCGGAGGGAAUAUUCAUCCCUUUGAGCUCAAACCGGGGCCCCGGAUCAGAUGAUAAUCCAAGGGUCGGUGCUGGUGUGGAGUCCUGCCCACUUGAAACUGUGGUCUGGGUGGAGCCAAAGGAUAUGCUUGUUAAAAGAAGCGCUUGGAGGCUGCAGUGGGCUCGGAUGGAUGACCACUGUGUUGUACACCUGUUGGCGAAACGAGGCAACGUUACCUCACAGGUUGGAAAAAGACGACAUGCACAACAUCAGGAGAAGAUGUCUUCCUGUGUCCUACUCUCUGUCCUCUGGAGCCUUCCGCUCAGUACUACUAUCACUGUGGGUGAGUUGUCAGUUUGAUGCCGAUACUGUGCGAAUUCAAGUCAUUAAUAUCUGUAAUGGACUACAUUGGACCCCAGGGCCACCAGGUGAACAGCACUGGUGUCGACCCUCAAUGACCUUUCAUAGAAGUUCAAUGACUUGUAACGCCGUUGCAUUGAUGGUAUUUUUCUUCUUCACAGGUUUGAUCGUAUUGGGUGACAGAGAAGAAGUCCAGAUGGUUUGCGCCGGGAAGGAAUUCCGCUUGCCGGUUUACUCGACGUCAAGAAUCGUGACCUUCACGCCGAACCCUGUGGGACCGAGGCGUGUCCUCCUUGAGAAGACCUUUGUAAGGGACCCUCGUUUCAAGUGGACCAAAGAUAAGAUGUUGGUCCUGAAGGAAGUGACUCAUGCUGACCAGGGACUUUAUUCGAUCAAACUGGCUUCUGGGUUCACCUAUGAGACGGUUCGUCUGACUGUUUCAGAAUGCAUCAAGACCUACUAUAGAAACUACGGAGAGAACUUUGAAUGCAACAUCCCCAAAAACGGCUCAGUCCUGGAGUUUUCUCCCCGAGGCGCUCCGUCUGAGGCGAUGCCAAUCGUUCUGUGGAACCGCACCGACCCUGACACCAGUGGUGCCGGUCGGGGUCGGCUGCUGCGAGACGGGAAGGUCUGGGUGGCUGAGAGAGUGACGCAGGCCGACCAAGGCAACUACACAGUGCGGGACACCGAGGGCACGGUGGUGUCUCGCGGCACCCUCAACGUCGGCGGACACACUUUUAAUGUGAUGCGCUCCAGCAGGGAGUCGCUGACCCUGCCCCUCUUCCUCCCUCUACCCCAAGCCUACCUCAUUUUUUCACCAAUCCGACACACUGAUAAAUCCUUCCUGGAUAUUUCCAACUCUGCUCGUGGUCCCGUUCAACUAAUCCGUGAAGGCCACAUAUCCAACCAAGACCCUCGGUUCAGGGGUCUCAUCUCCGUGGGCAGGAACGGCUCCAUUAACGUGGUGGUCGUAGUCAGGCUGACCCCGAUCCAUGAUGGCGUCUAUGAAAUCAGAGACAGCGAUGGCAACCUGGUGUCGUCCACCACGUUGCAGGUGACCGAAAGGGUGGACAAGCUGCGAGCUCUUCUCAAGUCCGUCACUGUCCCUUGUAGCUUGUUUCUGUCUCUGACCGGGAUGAUUCUGUUCUUGAAGCGCUACCCUCGGCCAAACUGCGACCGGUCAAACGUGAUCGCCUGCUUCAGGAGGAACCGUGCCCCACAAGCCCAGCCCCAGAUGGUAAACAUCCAGAACUACAGUGAUCCAAGCCCUCAACCUCCAGGCUACUAUAAUCACGUUCAGCAGCCUGGAACGCCGAGGAAAUGGACACCGGGUGCCACUCCAGUUCACAAUGGUUAUAGUCCUGUGAGGGGAGCAACACCUCGACAUACUCCUGUUCGGUCAAAAGCUGAGAACCGCGAAGCACAGAGAGACGCCAUUGACGCGUCUAAUGAGGAAGAGAGGAGUAUUUCCUUCCCGUUGGAUGGAGCUUCAGAUUGCCUCCACGCGUCUGAAGAUUGCGUUCAGUUUCAGAUCAAAAAUUCAACAAAACUUCAAGAAAAACGAAUCAAAACCAAAGAGUAUUAUUCCACAUUACCGCUAGACACGGAUACAUCCGAAACCUGCAGCGUUUACAUUUCCAAGAAACUGAACAUCUCGUAGUGCAUAUAGGAGGAGCAUGUGAUACAAGUCCCAGAAAAGACAAAAACUCACCCGUGCCUUUUUUGCAAUCAAGCCUCCACUUUAUUUCAAUUUCAAUGCUUUCGUAUCAACAUGCAUGCCAUUAGUGUAAGUGCAAUGGUACUUUUAUGCAACAUGAUAUGAGUAUUUAACUUCCUGCUUCAUAGUGGUCGUUUCUUCAUUGCGAUGGAGCUUCCGAAGUCUCCUUUUUUAGCAUCCACUGAUGUUGCCUACCUCCAGACCCUCAGGACCACCCUGUUCUGCACUGUAUAUAUUUGCUGAGUGAGAUUGUUAUGGGGCUUCAUCCAAAAUAGACAGUGUAAUAUAAUAUAAAUAUGUUUGCAAAGUUACUUACAUGCUUACUAACUACUAAUUUUCAUGUUAAAUGUAUGUGCUGUAGUAGAAUAAUGUCACCAUAACAAGCCCUGAAGUACUGUGCAAGUAGUACAAGUGAUGUACAGUGUAACACGCUCCACCAAAUAUUGUAUUGUACUGUAUCAGCAAAUCCUUCCCAUUUGAUGAGAAUGACUGGAAGUUUUAUUUUUGUACCAUAAAAACAUGUAUUAUUGUUGUGUUUUAAAAUAAAAUAUAUCUAAA
Messenger RNA from Doryrhamphus excisus (bluestripe pipefish), 3598 nucleotides. RefSeq lists its product as uncharacterized. Lineage: Eukaryota; Metazoa; Chordata; Actinopteri; Syngnathiformes; Syngnathidae. The record is from RefSeq and is a predicted model, not a curated record.